CCCCUCCCCCCGUCUCUCUCUCUCUCUCUCUAUCUAUAUAUAUAUAUAUAUAUAUAUAUAUAUAUAUAUAAGUCACUGUGUCUGGACCUAGAUACGUGUGGCGUGUGUCUCUUCGGGAACGAUAGCUCGGGUGCCGAUGGUGAAGGACGAGUGGAUAAGGGCUGCGAUGACGGAUGACAGAGUGGUCGUGGAGCUGCUGGUGCGGCUGAAGCAAGAAGCGGCGCAGGUGAAACCUCAGGCGGUGAUUCCACUUAGGUGGGGGUUACGACUUCCGAGGUCCAAACCAGCUACAGCUGCAUCCAUGCGAUAUGAGGUGGUUUGUAGGAGGAAAGAAGGAGAUUCUUCUGCUAGAUGUAGUCCAACCACGCCGCUUUCAUGGAGCGGUGGUGGCGGCGCUUCCCCCUCAGCCACCGCUGACGGCUUCGAAGAGACUAGUCCUCAUGUCAUCUGUUCUACUCCUGGCGCUAGAUCCAAGGUUUUUUUCUCGGUUACUGCUACUGGUGAAACAGCUAGCACCACCACCAAGAAGUCGAGAAGAAAGAAGACGUUUGCUGAACUUAAAGAAGAGGAGAGUGUUCUGUUGAAAGAAAGGAUGCAUCUCAAAAAGGAAUUAGCAACCAUAAAUGCCACAUUUAAGGAACAGAUAGAAAGAAAUGAGAAUUUAAAGCGAUUGAAGAUUGAUUUGAGUUUGCAAUUUGCAAAGACCUCAAGUUCACUCUCUGAUUUACUGGACAAAGCAAUUUGCAACCAGCCCUGUAAGAGAGAACCCUCUUCUCCCAACCACAUUAGUUCAAUGUCGAAUAUGCAUGCUCAAGAUGAUGACAACACUGAGUCGGAUUCUUGUGAAAGACAAGAGACAGUUUCAAACCAUGAUAGAUCCUUCUUGUUACCUGAUUUAAAUAUGAUGCCAUCUGAGGAUCCUCACUCUGAAACUCUUCCUGUACUGAGAUGACAAAAAUGUGUAAGCAGUCCUCCGCACCUACUGAGGAUGUGAAAUAUCAGAUCAGCGAUGUGGUAGUUACUUUGUGCUUGGACAAGGAGCUAUUUGCUGUAUGCACAUUCAAGAUUGGCAUCCCAGAACAGCAAACUUGGUCAAAGCCUCAGAAGUGAUAGCUUGGCCUUGAUCUAUAAACAGUUUGCCCAAGCCAAAAGAUGUUAAAUCAGUCACGAAGAAGCUUUUAAGGAUAUUGUGGAGACCAUGGCUAGUCGUAGAUGUAGAGAUAUUCUUGAUUUCUUGGAGACGUCUACAUUCCUCUGGAAUUUUAUGGGGGUAAACCCUUAUUGGUUCUAUUUUGGAAUUAUGUAGAAAUAAUUUUUCAUUUUCUUUUCUUGUGUAGGUGAAUGGCUGCUGGACUCCAUUGUUAAAUGGCUUUUUGCUACUAAUUUUACAAUUUUGUUUUAGGUUCUA
Molecule: messenger RNA, 1408 nt
Organism: Manihot esculenta (cassava)
Lineage: Eukaryota; Viridiplantae; Streptophyta; Magnoliopsida; Malpighiales; Euphorbiaceae
Exons: 5
Coding region: 137-952 (271 amino acids)
Source: RefSeq, a predicted model, not a curated record